Messenger RNA from Spodoptera littoralis (African cotton leafworm), 1236 nucleotides. NCBI's taxonomy places the organism in Eukaryota, Metazoa, Arthropoda, Insecta, Lepidoptera, Noctuidae. The record is from the annotation of a GenBank genome assembly.
AUGUCCUUCGAGUACUUGCCCGUGGCUGAAGACGAAAAUGAAGAACCCAUAGAAUUACCAAUCGAAGAUGAUGGUACGUUGAUGUUAACUACCGUAUCGGCGCAAUUUCCGGGCUGUUGUGGCCUAAAAUAUCGUCACCCUGAAACAAAAAUCAUCAGGGGUAUCAGAUUAAGAGAGGGCAGAUUGUACCCACCCCCUGAAGGAUGGGGUAACCAUUUAUACAUAUGUAGCUUCCCUAAAGAAUCUAAGCGUAAACCGGGUGAAACCUCUGAAUCGGCUGCGACGAAGAACAAGCGAAAUGACAAUCUGUGCUCUGAUUUGAUAGUAUUGGGGCUGCCAUGGAAGGCUACAGAGCAAACUGUUCGUGAAUACUUUGAGAAGUUUGGUGAAGUGUUAAUGGCGCAAUUAAAAAGAGACCCUAAAACGGGAAUGUCGAAAGGUUUUGCCUUCAUUAGAUUUGCUUCUUAUACUUCUCAAAUGAGAGUGCUUGCUCAGCGGCAUAUGAUUGAUGGAAGAUGGUGUGAUGUUCGGAUACCUAACUCAAAAGAAGGAUCAGUUGCAUCAAUGCCUUGUAAAGUGUUUGUUGGCCGCUGUACAGAAGAGUUAACAGCCAAUGAUUUGAGAGAAUACUUCUCACAAUUUGGGGAAGUAACUGAUGUGUUUAUUCCUAAACCAUUUAGAGCCUUCAGCUUUAUAACAUUUUUGGAUCCUGAGGUUGCACAAAGCCUUUGUGGUCAAGAUCAUAUUAUUAAAGGAGUAUCUGUAAACGUUUCUAAUGCAUCACCCAAGCAAAACAAAAGUGGUUCUAAUCAGCGCACGAUGCCUGGCCGCAACUAUGAAGAUGGGCACCCACACAAUGCAUCAAACAACAACUCAUGGAGCAGCCGCAACAUGGACAUGGUGAACAUGCAAGCUUUGAGUUUAUCUGGACAACAUGGUCAAACUGCAGUUGCUGGAGGUGGUGGGCAGGCUCAAGGUGGAAGCAUGCCUCUUGGAAUGGGAGGAUUGCCAGUAAAUCAGGCUCUAGUGGCAGCUGCGCUAAACCAGGCUGCUGGCUGGGGUCUCAUCAACAACAUACCGUCCGGUGGCUCUGAGCAGGGCGCAUUUGCUGGUCCAGCAUCUUCUGCGCCGCCUGCUCCACCCAACUUCCUCUCUUGGAUGCAACAAGGUAAUUCUGCACAGGGACCCUCUAGUCAGUGGGGACAGCGGCACCAGUCCCAAGGCCACUCUGUUUGA